Molecule: messenger RNA, 1483 nt
Organism: Aricia agestis (brown argus)
Lineage: Eukaryota; Metazoa; Arthropoda; Insecta; Lepidoptera; Lycaenidae
Product: 4,5-DOPA dioxygenase extradiol-like
Exons: 1
Coding region: 200-1123 (307 amino acids)
Molecular function (GO): ferrous iron binding; oxidoreductase activity, acting on single donors with incorporation of molecular oxygen; zinc ion binding
Source: RefSeq, a predicted model, not a curated record
UUGUUUUUAUUGUUACGAAACAUUUAUUUCUAUGGUUUUCUUACGGUUUUCCUGUCUUAUUCGUAGCAAAUAAGUAUGAAAAUAACCAGCUACUCUGUAAUAAUUUAAGCGAACGCAAGGUCGUGGCCUACAUGACUCAUGAGUCAAGUAAUGAGAUAAUUACUAUUGUUCAUAAGUAAGAUUUCUUCCUUAAGCCUUCAUGAUCAUUCUCAAUACAUUAUCGGUCCUCGUACACGUCGGUUUUAUAGUUUUUAUGACUUUACUUUCUAUGAAUAUAAUACGUCAGUUUACUAAUACCACGAAGAGGAUGGCAGUGCUCGCGCCGGCCGUGUUCGUCAACCACGGAGGCGGUCCCAUGCCGCUCAUGGGCGACAAGGAGAGCGCGGGUCUCACGCAGUUCCUUCGCGACGAGGUAAAGAAACACGUUAACCUUAAGGAGUUAAAGGCUAUUAUUCUGGUGACCGCACACUGGGAGGAAAGCAAAGUUACUAUAUCAUCUGCGGAACAUCACGACCUGUAUUUCGACUACUACGGCUUUCCUCCGGAAACCUACAAGUACAGGUACGACGCGCCCGGGGAUCCCGAGCUCGCUAAACGGAUACAUAACUCCCUAAAGAGUGCAGGCAUAGAUGCUAAACUAGACCCAAAACGUGGCUGGGACCAUGGGGUGUUCGUACCUAUGUUACUCAUCAAUCCAGCGGCAGAUGUGCCUAUAGUUCAAAUCUCGGUGUUGAAAAGUCAGGAUCCGGAAGACCAUUACAAACUUGGGGAGGUGCUGUAUCAAUUCCGUAAGGAGGGUGUCGCCGUGUUUGGCUCGGGAAUGUCGUAUCAUAACAUGCGGGAGUUCAUGUACGGAAGAACUCGAGAUUCAGUUGUAAAUAAAGAGUUUGAUGGCUUCCUAGAGAGUGCCUGUACCUCAGAGAAUGAGGAGCGAAAAAAGAAGUUGCUAGUAUGGGAUAAACAACCAGGAGCAAGAGAGGCUCAUCCCCCCCACGCUGCUGAACAUCUGAUGCCCCUUAUUGUUAUAGCGGGGGCCGGUGGCAAAGGGCAAGGCAAAAGAAUAUUCAAGUGGGACCUGAGACAAGUGUACAGAUUGGGUGGUUAUAUUUGGAAAGAUGAAUAGUUUGUUAGUGAUUUGCUAAAUCAAAUUGAUGCCUUAUUAGUCUCAAAUGUUGUGAUUGUUCAUCUGUUCAUUUUGUGGUUAUACCUAUGUUAGUUGUAAGUACCACAUAGGGCUUGAGGUGUACCUAAAUAUUAUUACUUUUCUAAGGCAAAGAAUAUAAAUUAAUAUUAAUGUUCCCUGAGGCUACAUUGCACUAAAAAUAUAUAAUAAUAGAGAUACUACAUUUUAUAGAAAGCAAUUUGCUGGGCUUUUCUUUUCAGUUGAAUAAAUGAGGGACAAUAUGUAAAUAGCUUAUUAAGAAUCAUGGGACCACACUUUGUUUUUACUGCUUUUAUGAAAUAUACUUAUUUUAUACUAGCU